Rodentolepis nana is the source of this 282-nucleotide messenger RNA. The record is from the annotation of a GenBank genome assembly. Lineage: Eukaryota; Metazoa; Platyhelminthes; Cestoda; Cyclophyllidea; Hymenolepididae.
AUGUGUUCCAUCGUGCGCGCUUUGGUCCUUUUCGUCUUGUGUCUUGCCAUUGUGACUCGGGCGAGUUCGGAGCCUGCUGAGUCUGCUGACGAGUCUGCUGCGCCUCUUAGUGAUGCACCAGGACAGGAAAGUGAAGUGUCUGCAGGUUCCACAGAGGCUCUUGAAACCAGUUCCCCAAUGCCCCUUGCGGAAGAUACUACAACUUCAACAUCUGCAUCAAGUCUCAUCGUUGCCUCUACUCUUGCUGUGCCUCUUCUACCUGCGCUUAUGCUAGGAUAUUAA